This is a messenger RNA of Paramuricea clavata, 4848 nucleotides long. NCBI's taxonomy places the organism in Eukaryota, Metazoa, Cnidaria, Anthozoa, Malacalcyonacea, Plexauridae. The record is from the annotation of a GenBank genome assembly.
AUGCCUGGGAAAGGAGACUUCAAAAGGAUCAUAGUGGAGAUAGGUAUUUUUAAAAUAAUAAAACUCAUCAAAAUGCAAAAGGUAAUUGAGGAAUAAAGUCAGAGCACAGUGCAGCAGCAGAUUUUAUUAUAAUCAGCCUUGUUGUUUGUGUAAGAGGUAGUGUUCUACCCCUAUAAUUUCAAUUCAUCAUUGUUUUUAUUACUCUGGUCAGUUUCUAAGUCCACUGAACACUUACAGUACAUUCAUUAAACAUAAUUAUGUAUUUUACAUUUUGGAAACAGUUCGCAUAAUCCUGCAAUUCUAAUAUUAGUUUGGCCAUGCCGGAAUUUUUGCUGAUUCGGAAAGUACCGCCGGUCGCCGGUGGCACGACGGAACUACUCUGAACGAUGAAAAGGGAUAUAGACAUGUCUGAUCAAGCGGCGCUAUUCACCUGCUUAUCAUAUCUAUUUGCAUGAUCUUACUUUAGACAUAUUGCUAAAUUAACCAAUCACAGCGCACGAUAUUCAGCCUGAACUUAAUGAAGCGCAAUGAUUUCACUAUGUGUUUAUGAAAACAGGUUAGGUUCAAUAACUUGAUAAACUAGAUAAUUCAAGUGUAAAAAGGUUAGAAAGCUGUACUUUGAGUAAAAGGUAAGAAUUUUUCUUUGUAUAUUACUUGCGAGAAGCAUUAUCUAACACUACAGUAUCAGUAACGACACCUUAAUUAUAUAACCCGAAAAGAAGUUCCUGCUGCGAAACUUUGCCACUUCUCAGUCAUUUGUUCCGCUUUGAUUGAAAAGGCGACGAAGCAUUCAACCGAAUAACCGAAUAGUUUGUUUCAUAUUUCCUUUAUCCCAAAAAUAACCGCGAUUAUUGGCUGAUAUAUUAUGCGAAUUGUAUUGAACGAUAAAGUUUUAGUUUAAGUCUCACAAUUGCAUCUCCACAAAGCAUUUACAUGGAUGCACAAACGCAGACGCGAAGAAAAAUGGACCAAUUAAUCCCAAUUUCUCGCUGUAACUGUUUUGCUGAAAAAUAGCUAUAAGUUAACUGUCUUUUCAUAUGGAGUGUACCUAAUCUCCUAUGCUAAAAUAUAUAUCGUUCAAAAGGAAUAGCAAAUAAUCAUGGUAUAAAAUUGAAAAAGAAGAAAAUAGGAUUUUAUUUUGGAAUGGAAACUAUUCUCUUACACUCAAGCAGAUUUUUGUGUUUAUGAUGCCCUAGUUAAACUUAAUUUUGCCAUAUAAUUGGUAAAACUAAUGUCAAUUACAGUUGCAUAAAUUUGAAUAACAUUUGAUUUUUUACGUCCUUGCAGAGAUGAUUAUACCCACUCAGUAAAACAGCGUCCAAAAUUUUCAUUUUCUAUAUCCCAUAAACUCUCUGAAAUUUUGUCAAGUGAAGGCCUUUAAAGCACAGAGAAAUUCAGGGAUAAAAUCUUCGGUGAGCUCGUGAAAUGAAUAUAACUGGUAUGCUACCUCCAACUGGAAAUUUGAAGCCAAACCGCUCAGUUUUUCACGCAUGCGAAGAGCACGGGCAAUCUGUCAACACGAAUGUGCAUUCUUGAAACUCGGCUAAAAAUUUACAAAAAACCUUUUAUCAGCGCGAAAACUUUCUAUUAUUCAUUUAUUCAGGUAAAACUUCCCAUAGACUUUACUUUUAGUUGUUUUUUUCUUAUUAAAACGGCAUGCUCGCUCCCUGAACCGGUCUCGCAAGAGAAUCGCGAAGCAUAAACACGCGGGUCAUGAUCCCAAGACACAGAUUUGAUCUGAUUUGGCUUGAAGAAAAAGAUAGGUAGUUUUAUCUAUAAAGUUAGCGUUCCAGUUAUAGUCAUUUCACUGGGUUCGAAGCUCGGUGUGACGUCACUACAUAUGUGUAGAAUAAAUACCGAGAAGGAGGAAUUUACGUCAGAUAAUGACCCGACGACGCGCAGCGUCCGAGGGCAUUAUCUGACAUUUCAUUCUUGAUUGAGUCGGUUUUCUUGAAUAUUAAUUAACUGAAAAGAUGAAGGACAACUCAGAAAAUCGCCGUUCAAAGCAGACGAAACAGACAAAACUUUGUUGGAAAACCUCAUCAAUCAAGAAUUAAAUAUAAUAAACACCUUGAAAGUCGGAAUUUAUGUCAGAUAAUGCCCUCGGACGCUGCGCGUCGUCGGGACAUUAUCUGACAUAAAUCCCUCCAUCUCGGUGUUUAUCCUAUAUAUAUUGCAUAGUUUGGAAAAAACUUAUUACGAAAAUCACUAAACUGUCAACAUCCCCGCUAAGAAUUUCAAAUGGGAAAAGGCGUUUGAUAAAUCCAAAUUCAAUUUUCGUUCAAUCAUGUGAUCAAAUUGUGUCAUUAUUUUGGUCACAUGACUUCACGACUUGACAGUGCUAAUUAUUCCCAGUCAACUUGUUUUUUUCAAGCAAUCUCGCCCCGCGUAAAAGCGGUCAGUUUAUUACAAGAUUGAGAUCAUAUUGUCGCUAAUAAAAGGGAGAUCAUAAGAUAGAUAUGUUGUAUAUUACGAUUAUGGAGCUCUAAAAUGAUCAUGAAACGUUAAAGUGCCUAUGACACGAAAUUUCACCCCAAAUGUUUAUGAUUGCAUUGUAAAGAACACUUAAAAUGGCUUAAUAAUUUCUUUUAUAGAAUUUUAGUAACUUGCUUCCUUUGCAAGAUAUUCAACUUUGUUUCAUAUGCAAAUAUCACCGGUGUGACAUCACAUCGCAUAAUGACAUUUUGAAAUCGCAAUAUUUUACCUUGAUAAAAUAUGUUUACCAACAAAUACAGAGGGUUAAUUACCAGUUAUGAAAUUAAUACAUAUACAAGGGCAAUUUUAAAGUUUUUUUAGAUACGUAUUCGCCAAGAAAACUAUACUUUUCUGAAAACUCAUUAUGUGAUGUGAUGUCACACCGGUAAUAUUUGCAUAUGAAACAAAGUUGAAUAUCUUGAAAAGGGAGCAAGUUGCCAAAAUUCUAUAAAAGAAAUUAUUAAGUCAUUUUAAGUGAUCUUUACAAUGCAACCAUAAACCUUUGGGGUGAUAUUUCGUGUCAUAGGCACUAAACAAAUAUUUCAUAUAUUCGGUUUCAUUGACCUUCGUUCGGAUGUUUGUGACCUUGUUUACGUUUGAAUAAAUUGACUGUUGAGUAACGAAUUUCUGACGUUUAAUUCAAAACUACGCACCUGAUUGGAUAAUAAAAUUGGAAACCCACAUACAGUACAAAAAUAAAUUGAUAACAAUUAAAAACAUGAAUUGAACAAAAAUUGAAUUUGGAUUUAUCAAACGUCUUUUCCCGUUUGAAAUUCCUAGCAGCGAUGUUGACAGUUCAGUGAUUUUCGUAAUAUACAGUUUUGCGAAACACAACAAUAUUUUGAUCAAUUUAACUCGACAAUUAAUUAAAAAAUAUUAUAUGUGGAACAGCAUUGUUUCUUUUUCACAGUUUACUCAUGGAUUCUAAAGUCCUCAUUUUACUCGUGGCCACUAUCAUAGUGGUUGCAGAAGCCAGAUGUAAGUAUGACGUAUAAUUUUCAAAUUUUAGAUUUGCAUGCAAAAAAGUUGAUACCUGAAAAUGACAAAAAGAAUGCGAUGUCUGUUCAAGAACAUAUCCCUGUCGCAUAUUCUGCGUCGAGGAGCAAUUCUCCAUCGCAUCUGUGUUUUUAUUAAUAAAUAAUGACGUUGGUAACAUUCUAAGACAUCAAAUAAACUAGUAUUCAUCCAACUACCAAAUUUUAUCGGUCCACUGGAAGUUGGGGGUGCAUUUUUCAGAAUAAAAACGUGAUGUAUCGAUCACCUACACUAACCUCUUGAGCCAAUAAAAACGAAGAUCUCAAAAUUUUCAUAAGUCCCCUUACGAUUAUUCAAUAAAAGCCGAAGAAAGUUUGAAACAAAUUCUCGAAGAAUAAACAAGAUAUGUUCCUCAGCAAUACAAUCAUUACUUUGACACAACAUGUAAAUCCAUAAAAAGUAAGAACAAUAGAAAAAGAAAGUUUGAGGUGUAUUUGAAGGAUUGCCACAUAGAAAACUACGAAGAAUGGAUUAUUUUCAGUGACGAGAAGCUGGACGACUUGUUGGUGAAGUUUUGGUUCUGUUACUGUGAGAUGAUAGAUGAUCCUUGUUCUAAAGGUCUGUCGGGGUAUACAAGAUUUACCCCUCUCAGCCUGGAGCCAGAAUUCGUAUCCCCCUCAGCGCUUCGGGGGAUACGAAUUCUGGUUCCAGGCUUCGAGAGGUAAAUCUUGUAUACCCCUCAGACCUUUGGAAUAAGUGUUAGUAACAAGCUUAGUGGCAUUAUCAGACUUGAUACAAGGUUGUUCUAACACGUUUGACACAGUCAUGAUAUAACAAGAAUAUUACAAGGUUGACGACACAAGGUUGUAACAAUAUUGUUAUAUCAUGACUGGAUAGGACUUAUUGGAACAAGUUUGCAACAAGUCUCAAGGCUGUUGCAAGUUGUUAACAGCUUUGUUCCAAACUUGUUGACGACUUGGGACAAGCAGUGCAAACACAACUUGUUGACGACUUGCUGGUAGACGUGUACAAGAUGUGAGAUUUUUGCGUGUAUAUAAAAAUCACCAUAACGUCAUUGUUUGAAAUUUAUCUUAUUCAAUAUUUGAAGAUUACAAGAGGGAAGCCAACCCUUGUGGUUAUGGAUGUUCACCUUCGUGCGCACCAUCUUGUUCAACAACGUGUUGCUUAAGACCACCACCACCGCCACCACCCCCACCCCCUCCACCACCACCUCCACCACCACCACCGCCAGGUCCACCUGGUAUGGCAGGACAUGAUGGACCACCUGGACCUCCAGGAUUAUCUGGAAUGCGUGGCGCACCUGGAGAUCGAGGUCCAAUGGGUGCACCAGGACCACCUGGUCCUCCUGGUGAUCCAGGCUUACCAUCAUUUGGUUAA